UUUGGUUUAUUUCCUUCUUUUUUGGCGAUAAAUUGCUGAUAAUUAACCGCUGAUUCUCUCGUCGUUCCAAAAUUCGGAAACCCUAACCCUAGAUGCGAACGAAUCGUCCGGAGCGCCGGUGAUCCGGUUUGUCGCCGGAGCGCCGUGAUUUGGAGUCUGAAGGAGGGGAGAGGUGAAUUGGUUGGUUUGUUGAGAAUGGAGCCUGAUCCAGCGGCAGAGUACUUGAUCGAUGAUGCGGGAGACGUCGGAGCUGGAUCAGAUGGCGAGCUCCAGUGCGCGAUCGAGAGCCUUUGUGGGAUGUCACCGUCGUCCGGGAUGCAGAUGGGGGACGCGUUUAUUGGUGGUGCUUGUGGUCUUCCUCAGAUGAACUCGGUUCAAAAAAUGGAGGGAGGAUUGAUGUAUGAAAAUACUAGAAAUCUUCAGUUGAGUGAUUGCAUGAGUACUGGAAUGGUUUAUUCUCAGGCCUGUGGUUCUCAACAAACGGGCGUGAUGGAUGGUUUGGAACCGGGAUUGGUGUAUGGAGAUGCGGGCAGUAUUCAGCAAGUAAACACAAGGAAGAGAGCAAUGGAUGAGGAAUGCUCGAGGCCCAAGUCGAAAGCAUGCCGGGAGAAAAUGAGAAGGGAUAAGUUAAAUGAUAGGUUCUCAGAAUUAAGUUCUGUUCUCGAUCCUGGUAGACCUCCUAAAUCUGAUAAAGCAACCAUAUUAAGUGAUGCAGCUCGUGUGUUGGAACAGCUAAAAGCCGAAGCAGAAGAACUGAAAAUCUCUAAUGAAAAGCUUCAAGAAACAAUCAAGGAUCUGAAGGCGGAGAAAAAUGAGCUCCGUGAUGAGAAGAUCAAGUUGAAGACAGACAAGGAGAGACUCGAACAACAGCUCAAGGCCAUGAAUAUGGCUCCUGCCGGGUAUAUGCCUCACCCUAUGGUAUUCCACCCCGCCGUCUUUGCACCGCAAGGUCAGACACCGGCAACAAAGUCUUCAUCCUCUCCAGCAUUCCCCAGUGUGCCAAUGUGGAGAUGGUUGCCACCAGCCCUUGUCGACACAACCAAAGACGCCAAGCUAUGGCCUCCGAAUGCUUAACCAAAUGCAGCUUUUUACCUGAUGGCAAAGAUGCCAAGCCGGAUGCAAUUGUAGAAUACUUCAUGAAGACUAAUGACAUUGAAUUGUUGUUGGAUUGUGGUUGAAGGGAACUCUCAGGAAAUUGAAGAUAAGAAAGUGAUUCUUUGAAUGAAAUAAAAAAAAAGUGCAACUGAUAUUAGCAAUGAGGUUAGCAUUCCCAACAUUUGAAUUUGUUAUAUUAUUAUUAUUAUUCUUUUUUUA
Molecule: messenger RNA, 1314 nt
Organism: Dioscorea cayenensis subsp. rotundata (Guinea yam)
Lineage: Eukaryota; Viridiplantae; Streptophyta; Magnoliopsida; Dioscoreales; Dioscoreaceae
Product: transcription factor ILR3-like
Exons: 9
Coding region: 196-1074 (292 amino acids)
Biological process (GO): intracellular iron ion homeostasis; regulation of DNA-templated transcription
Molecular function (GO): DNA-binding transcription factor activity; protein dimerization activity
Source: RefSeq, a predicted model, not a curated record